Molecule: messenger RNA, 2415 nt
Organism: Rhopilema esculentum
Lineage: Eukaryota; Metazoa; Cnidaria; Scyphozoa; Rhizostomeae; Rhizostomatidae
Product: coadhesin
Source: RefSeq, a predicted model, not a curated record
CACGAAUCCACAGCCAACUAGCCUCAGGUUUGGCGUGGGUGAGGUACAGCAAUCAUGUUCCGACUAGCAUUUCUUUCGUUGCUGUUCUUUGCAGCAUGUGAUGCCACAAUCUCAUGCAAAAGAGACUAUGAUAUGCUUGGAUGCUACGAGGAGUAUUCGCCAGGAACACUGCUCUUUAGCGACAGAAACAACAUUAAUUGGGGCGACAUCGAGGGCUACAUGAGAGGUCUUGCUUGCAAAUGUUCUCAAAAAGCUAAAGUAGACGGCUAUGCAGGAUUUGCUAUGCACUUCUGGGGUGAAUGCUACGGAAGGACGUCGGCCGAGCUCGCAGGGCUUGUUGCGAAAAGUCACAGUAGUCAUAAAUGUGUAGGAAACCAGAAAUACACUCAUUGUGAUGUAGCUGAACAUGAACAUUGUACAGGGGUUGAAUACGCUGAAGCAGUCUACAAAUUCAAGGCGUCAUCUGAAGAAAAUGUAAAUGGAGGUUUGGGUGAGUGGGAAGACUGGACACCUUGCGAUAAAUCAUGUGGCAGUGGCUUGCAGGUACGAGAAAGAAACUGCGACAGCCCUGUGCCAAAAGGGAGUGGCAAAGAUUGUUCCGAGCUCGGUCCAUUGUCAGAAACAAGAGUUUGUAAAAUAAAGGAAUGUCCAGUAAACGGUGGCUGGAGUUCAUGGACUUGGGGAGCUUGCAGCAAGUCAUGUGGAGGAGGAGUGAAGUACGCAAGUAGGACAUGCACCAAUCCUGCACCACAGAAUGGCGGCAGCAGCUGCGCUGGAGCUUCAAGACAGUCAGCUUCUUGCAACACACACGGAUGCCCAGUUAAUGGUGGCUGGAGUUCAUGGACUUGGGGUGCUUGCAGCAAGUCAUGCGGAGGAGGAGUAAAGUACGCAAGUAGGACAUGCACCAAUCCUGCACCACAGAAUGGCGGCAGCAGCUGCGCUGGAGCUUCAAGACAGUCAGCUUCUUGCAACACACACGGAUGCCCAGUAAAUGGUGGCUGGAGUUCAUGGACUUGGGGAGCUUGCAGCAAGUCAUGCGGAGGAGGAGUGAAGUACGCAAGUAGGACAUGCACCAGUCCUGCACCACAGAAUGGCGGCAACAGCUGCGCUGGAGCUUCAAGACAGUCAGCCUCUUGCAACACACACGGAUGCCCAGUAAAUGGUGGCUGGAGUUCAUGGGCUUGGGGAGCUUGCAGCAAGUCAUGCGGAGGAGGAGUGAAGUACGCAAGUAGGACAUGCACCAAUCCUUCACCAAAGAAUGGCGGUAGUGGCUGCGCUGGAUCUUCAAGUACUUCAACUUCCUGCAACACACACGGAUGCCCAGUAAAUGGUGGCUGGAGUUCAUGGACGUGGGGUGCUUGCAGCAAGUCAUGCGGAGGAGGAGUGAAGUUCGCAAGCAGGACAUGCACCAAUCCUUCACCAAAGAAUGGCGGUAGUGGCUGCGCUGGAUCUUCAAGUUAUUCAACUUCCUGCAACACACACGGAUGCCCAGUAAAUGGAGGUUGGAGUUCAUUUGGCUCAUAUGGAAGCUGCAGCAGGCCCUGCGGUGGAGGCACUCAAACACGAUAUCGAUCGUGCAACAACCCAAGUCCCAAGAAUGGAGGAGCAUCAUGCCCAGGUUCAAGUUCCCAGAGCACCAGCUGUAACACUUAUGUCUGUCCAGCCAUAAGCAGCUGUAGCUACAAGUACACAUCCUACCAAACACACAGCGAUGGAAAUAUGGUGUAUAUCGACCGUCACAGAAUGAACUGCGGUGGGAGCGGCAGUAUCUUGUCCAUGUUCCAUUUGCAAAGAAGUGGUGGGAAUAUACGCUACCAAUACAAAUGCUGCACCAUUCAGGGAUCUUGCUCAUUGCAGGGCAAACAAACAUCCUUCAGUGACGACGGUGGUGGUAAUCUUGUCUACUUGGACAGGCAUGGAGCUGAUUGCGGUAACUCUGGAUUUAUCAAUGAUAUCAGAGUUGAGAGGAAUUCUGCCCACAACAAAGUUCGUUACAACUACUAUUGUUGCAACCUUCCAAGCACAUGGGCAAGUCGUAGCACGUGCUACACCAGUUAUACUGGCUUCACGGAUGAUGGCGGUGGUAGGGUCUACUACCUUGACAGGCAGACAGUGUCCUGCAAUUCUGGUUAUGCAUUGUCUUACAUCAGGCUUCAACGCAACAGCAGCCACAACAAAGUAAGGUACCAGUAUCGCUGCUGCAAGGUCAACUAUUAACCAACUGGCCUCAGGUGAUGAAGAAAAGUAUUCUGCCUCUAUAGAACUGCAACAUAAACACCAACAUCAUUAUAUCAUAACAUUACUGAUUCACAUCAAAUAGCUGUUUAGUAUUUCAGAACAUGUAAUCGUUGGCUAAAUUUUGCUGUUCAUUUAACCAUCUACGUUAUUUCAUUCAUGAAAAAUCAAUAAGUAAAA